AUCCAAAUAGUUUAAUCUUUCUAAAUUUAACAAUAUAUCGAAUUUUGCUAUUUUUUUAUAUAAAUUCGAAUAUCAGCCAAUUGAUCUAAAAGCAAUCAUGGUGAAGAUGCAACGCGAGGACAUGUUCUCCAAGGAGGCGGCUCUGAAGAACCAGGCCAAGCGCGAGCUGGCCAACGGACUCGAGAAGGCUUCGCUAGACAAACUGCGUCUGCAGUGCUUCAGCCGCGGCGCCACAGGCAUCUUGGGACUUGCCAGAGCUUUCCGUGUAAUGGAUGACGAUGGCAGCAAGACCCUCAGUCUGGAGGAAUUCAAGAAGGGCGUCAACGAUAUGGGCUUCGAAUUCAAUGAAUCUGACAUUGAGGAAUUGUUCAAAAGCUUUGACACCGAUGAAAAUGGCUCCAUUAACAUGACCGAAUUUCUCAUGAAACUGCGCCCCCCCAUGGGCACAUGUCGCCUUAAUAUCAUCGACAAAUGCUUCGACAAGCUGGACACCAAUUCCGAUGGCCAAAUCACAAUUGAGGACCUGAAGCACGCCUACUCUGUGCAGGAUCAUCCCAAGUACUUGAGCGGCGAGCUGAGUGAGGAUGAAAUCAUGACUGCGUUCCUAAAGAACUUCGAGGCUGGUGCACCCAAUCCGGAUGGCAUCGUUACCAAGGCAGAGUUCAUCAACUAUUAUGCCUCGAUCAGCGCCUCGAUCGACAAUGAUGCUUACUUCGAUUUGGUGUUGCGACGUGCCUAUAAACUUUAAUACCUUUUUCAUUUUUAUAGUAUUGAUAUACAUAUGGAAGUGCGAUCUAAGCUCAUACGAUUCCAAUCGACGGCUAUUUAACGCUAACUAUAUUCCAUACUGAACAAAAAAUUCAAAAAUAUUUCAAAAAAAAUUUCUGUUGAUUAGUAAAAAAGCUCUACGCUAGUCUAAUGCUA
This is a messenger RNA of Drosophila navojoa, 924 nucleotides long. Its product is annotated as calcyphosin-like protein. The record is from RefSeq and is a predicted model, not a curated record. Gene Ontology annotation, molecular function: calcium ion binding. NCBI's taxonomy places the organism in Eukaryota, Metazoa, Arthropoda, Insecta, Diptera, Drosophilidae.